CAUCGCAUCCCAGCAGCCGCCGGUGACGCCGCUGGGCACGGCGCCCCGCCUCCGCGCUGGUGCGACGCGGGCUUCCAGCCCGAAGGCGCCCUUGCCGCACUGCCCGGCCCCUGCGCGGCGCAGGCGGUGCCAGAGUCGCCGCAGCUGCGCCUGGCGCGGCUGCAGCGCGCCCUUACAAUGGCGCUGGACGGGGUCGAUGCCUCUCCCGAAGGAGAAACAACGGCGCAGACGUGUGAACUGCGGGGCCAGGAACGUGUCCACUACAUCAUGUCUUCUCAAGGUAGUCCACUUCUUGGUGGCAGAUGGCGGCCCAAGCGCAGUUCAUAUGUUUGAAAGCACCUGUCGCCCAGAGGAGUUGCCCGACAGUGAUGCACCACACGUUGUCCUGUGGCUUUUUCUGUGUCCUCCCGCAGGCCCUCGGAGACUUCAGAUGCCCUCGGAGACUUCAGAUGGCUCGCACGUGUCGGGCCGGGCGAAAGGGGGG
Molecule: messenger RNA, 484 nt
Organism: Prorocentrum cordatum
Lineage: Eukaryota; Dinophyceae; Prorocentrales; Prorocentraceae
Source: the annotation of a GenBank genome assembly